ACUUGUUAUUAUGAAGGUGAUGUCCAGAGGGAUUACAAUUACAUGAGUCAGGUAAUGAGUACAUUUCCUUUCUUACUGAAUUCAUAUUCUUGAAAAGUUUUUCUUGUUCCGGAAAAUACCACCAUCUCUUUACUAUAGGGAUAACAGGCCUUUGUGACAUAGAAUUGCUGAAAAGCUUGCAGACCCCGUCCUAGGAAAUGCCUCAGCAUCAUCUGAUAGACCGGCAGGUGCCUGGGCGUGUUUCCUAUUCAAUUCACUAACCACACAGCCUCCGAGCUGGCGGGCUUGCGUCUGCGCAGCAGCAACGCUGGGCCUGGAGGAGAGGCUGCAGUGCGGAGACCCCCCGCAGCUGUCUCCUCCAGGGAGGCGGGGUGGGGGUGGCCUUGCCUGGCUCUCUCCUCCAGGUGUACCCAGGGUCCAAGCGCGCGGCCACCGCCGCCGUCUAGGUGUGGUUCAGCCCCUCUUCAGUGCAGGGGGCGGGCGGGCGGAGUGCGGGGCGCACGACGCCCCCGUCCCCGUCCCCGUCCCCGCCGUCUCAUUUGCGGCCUCUGACGCGUGACCCCGCCACGCUCGCGUCCCGGGCCGGUGCCAGGCGCGGGUGCGUCCGGCGCCCCCAUGUGCCUCCUCCCGGCGGCCGCACUCGCCGCGCCCCGCAUCCCGCUCCGGCUCCUCGGGAGAGGGCGCGCCGCCAUGUCCACCGCACAGCCACUCAAGUCCGUGGACUACGAGGUGUUCGGCCGAGUGCAGGGUGUUUGCUUCAGAAUGUACACAGAAGGUGAAGCCAAGAAAGUAGGAGUGGUUGGUUGGGUGAAGAACACCAGCAAAGGCACUGUGACUGGCCAAGUGCAAGGGCCUGAAGAGAAGGUCAAUUCCAUGAAGUCCUGGCUGAGCAAGGUUGGAAGUCCUAGUUCUCGCAUCGACCGCACAGAGUUUUCGAAUGAGAAAACUAUCUCUAAACUGGAGUACUCUAAUUUUAGUAUCCGAUACUAAGGAAAGAGAAAUAAAAGUUGUAGUUCUUACACUGCAAGAUAACUGUCUGUAUUCUAAGUCUAUAUUUUAGAGUAAUAAUUGCAGAGUAGGAUUAAAAAGGGGAACUCUCUGUUCUUAUAGCUACAGAAUUAUAUAUGGCUAAACAUGUCUGUCACUGGAAUAAGUUUACUCAAUUUUAUGUUCAGGUAGAACCAUAAUAUUCUAAGAUGGAAAAUGACAUUAUAAACAAUUUCAUGUGAACAUUCAAGUUAAGCUUUGUCAUGAAAUGUUUAAUUUCACUGAAAAAUCACAAUAUACAUGUUAUUCCAUUAGACAGAAAAUAAUAAAAUUAACCACCCAAAAUUA
This is a messenger RNA of Dipodomys spectabilis (banner-tailed kangaroo rat), 1335 nucleotides long. RefSeq names its product acylphosphatase 2 (gene Acyp2). Gene Ontology annotation, molecular function: acylphosphatase activity. The record is from RefSeq and is a predicted model, not a curated record. Bases 616 to 990 code for a protein of 124 amino acids. NCBI's taxonomy places the organism in Eukaryota, Metazoa, Chordata, Mammalia, Rodentia, Heteromyidae. The transcript has 4 exons.